Aspergillus calidoustus is the source of this 1476-nucleotide messenger RNA. NCBI's taxonomy places the organism in Eukaryota, Fungi, Ascomycota, Eurotiomycetes, Eurotiales, Aspergillaceae. The record is from the annotation of a GenBank genome assembly.
AUGCAUUUGAAAUCACUCCUUCUGGCCCUUGUGGCAGGCACCGGAGCAUUUCCAACAAAAGACCACAAGAAGGUGGCUCGAGCCAACGACACGAGCACGGAUAGGCUGGUGUUUUGUCAUUUCAUGAUUGGCAUAUCGAGCAACCGCCAGAGCUCUGCCGACUACGACGAUGACAUGAUCCGGGCGAAGGAAUUGGGGAUUGAUGCGUUCGCUUUGAACAUUGGCGUCGAUCCGUACACCGAUACCCAGCUGCAAUACGCCUAUAAGUCUGCCGCAGAUAACGAUAUGAAAGUAUUCAUCUCGUUUGAUUUCAACUGGUACCAUGUUGAUCAAGCAGCUGCUGUGGGCCAGAAGAUUGCGCAAUACGCUGGCGAAUCCGCGCAACUUAUUGUCGAUGGCAAAGUCUUUGUCUCCUCCUUUGCAGGAGAUGGGAUCGACGUAGCAAGAAUUGAGUCCAGCGCUGGUACUGACAUCUUCUGGGCGCCCAAUUACCACCCCGGUCAGGGUAACUUUGACGAUGUCGAUAGCGCGCUGAACUGGAUGGGCUGGGAUAACGAUGGCAACAACAAGGCGCCCAAGCCGCAUGCGAGCGUGACAGUCGCUGGUGGCGAUCAAGCUUAUAUUGAUGCAUUGGGUGACAAACCCUACCUUGCUCCUGCGUCAGGUUGGUUCUUCACUCAUUUCGGCGGUGAGGUUCCGUACAGCAAGAACUGGGUGUUCCCUGGUGACUUGCUCUGGUACAAUCGCUGGAGAGAAAUCUUGGAGCUUGGUCCCCGAUUUGUAGAAAUUGUCACCUGGAAUGAUUAUGGUGAGUCGCACUAUAUCGGGCCUUUGUCUUCACCACAUACCGACGAUGGAGCAUCCAAGUGGGUGAUGGAUAUGCCACAUGGUGGUUGGCUCGAGAUGUCACGGCCAUUCAUCGCCGCCUAUAAGGCCGGCGAGACCUCACCCGACCAGCAUAUCGGCGAUGAGAAACUGAUUUACUGGUACCGACCUACGCCGAGAGACGUUGAGUGUGACUCGACCGACACCACGAUGGGAGGGAGCCCAGAUAACUCGACUGGAAACUUCUUCCGUGGUCGCCCUGACGGAUGGGAAACUAUGCAGGACGAAGUCUUCGUAGUUUCCCUCCUCACUUCACCCGGUACGAUCCAGGUUACUUCCGGCAGCGUGGAACAAAGUUUCGAGGCAUCCGCAGGAGCUAGCGCAUUUGCCGUUGAGAUGGGUGUCGGACAACAGAAAUUUUCGCUUGUCCGUGACGGCCAGACAGUCAUGUCGGAGACGAGCCUGAAGGACAUUGUGGAAGAAUGCAUUUGCGGCCUCUACAACUUCAAUGCGUACGUCGGAGUUGUGCCGGCGGAAGAGACUAUCGACCAACUGGAUUCGAUUGGCCUCGCAAUGUUGACGCAAGGAUUGAACGCUCCCUGCCCGACCAACACCUUGGGAGCAAGUGCUUCUCGUGCUACUACUGCCUAG